Xenia sp. Carnegie-2017 is the source of this 1412-nucleotide messenger RNA. RefSeq names its product cytadherence high molecular weight protein 2-like. Lineage: Eukaryota; Metazoa; Cnidaria; Anthozoa; Malacalcyonacea; Xeniidae. The transcript has 2 exons. The record is from RefSeq and is a predicted model, not a curated record. Bases 99 to 1181 code for a protein of 360 amino acids.
AUUUGUCGAUUGGUGACGAAGUUAUUCCGUCGUGAUACCAAAAUAGCAUAGUACAGAGUUUCUACAGACAGAACGUUUCUUGUCACAGUACAGUGAAGAUGUCUCAAUUGACAACCAAACACUGCGAUAAUGAAUCACUUCUAGAGUUUCGAGGCAAACACAGUUUUGUUGAUGGUAUAAAAAACCUCGAUCGUAUCAUUCGUAUUGUGUUUGCAGUUAAGAUAACAAACAAGAACUCUGCUCGCCAAGUGUUAAAACAGCUCCCACCUCUUGUCGUUGAUAUGUGUAACUCUUUCAAAAAAUCAUUGAAUGCACUAGAAGAUGAAAAUGAAAAAGUAUCGAAGAACCUCGAAGAAAUUGUUGCAUUUAUUGGUAGAACGAGGAAAAAUUUAACCCUAAAGACAACUGAAAUGAAACAGCUUAAGGCGAAGCUUACUUCGUUAAGAUAUGACUUAUCUCGUUGCAUAUAUGAACUACAAGUUGUCAAUCAGUCCUUGUCAGAGGCUAAUGAAGCCCAAAAUAAUGCAGAAAAAAAGCUCGAAGAAAAAAAACAAGAAAAAGCAAUAGCAACUGGAGUUGGUGUGGCAGUGAUGGCUAUUCCAGUCAUUGGGUGGAUUGUUGGCCCUACUGUAAUUGCUCUCAGUUUGACUGUGUUCCAAGAUGCAGUAAAUGAAGCUAAAAGAAGAGUGGGUUCUGCUGAAGAAAACAUAAAUUCUUGCAAAAAAAGGAUCACAGAGAAAACAAACAAACUUGACAAGCUUGAGAAGCAACAGUCAAAGGUUCAAGACGAACUAAAUUCGCUUCAACAACAAUUGGAGCAGCUUAACAUAAAGAAGAAAGAAUUGGAGCAAGAACAAAAGAAAUGUGCGAAAGUUUCAACUAAACUUAAAAAAAUUUAUUUGAUCGUAGGAGUAAUUUCUGGAAGAAGUAAGGUUUUAGAAUUGGAAACUAAAUUUGGCUGUCACUCCCUUGAGAAUUUGAUGAAUCCUUUGAAAGAAAUUGCUAGACAGCUUUUGAAAAGUAAAGAAGACAAGAGAGAAGUUGCUGCCUUCUUCUCAAGCGAUAUAGAUUACAAAGUUUUUUCUCAAAAUUUGGAAGCAAUUCAAGAACAUGAUAAAGAUAGUGCCAUGAUAAAGAAAGAGAACAUGCCAAAACUUAUUGAUGUAGAAAUGUAUUCAUAAUUACUUAAUGCUCGGUAUUUGGAAGAACGAGAAUAUUUCCCCAAAUAGUUAUAAACAGCAGUGCAAACCUGUAAUCUAUUUGAUAAAUGUUCAACACGUUUAACCAGGUGUAAAAAAAGAAGCAUAAGCAAUUACAAAUAAAAACAUAAACAAAUGAUGUGGCAAUAAUGUAAAUAUUUAUCCACUCUCCAUCAAUUUGAUAUAACAUUAAUGAAACAUUUAUUCAUCAAA